Messenger RNA from Schistocerca americana (American grasshopper), 972 nucleotides. Its product is annotated as F-box/LRR-repeat protein 7-like. Gene Ontology annotation, cellular component: SCF ubiquitin ligase complex. The record is from RefSeq and is a predicted model, not a curated record. Gene Ontology annotation, molecular function: protein binding. The annotation marks the transcript as partial. NCBI's taxonomy places the organism in Eukaryota, Metazoa, Arthropoda, Insecta, Orthoptera, Acrididae. Gene Ontology annotation, biological process: SCF-dependent proteasomal ubiquitin-dependent protein catabolic process. The transcript has 4 exons.
GGCGGCGGGGGACGGCUGGGGCGGCUGUCGCCCAUGGUGUGCCCGCUGGCCAAGCUGGGCCGCGCGUCGCCCACGCCGUCGCCGUCGCCGUCGCCCGCCUUCGAGCCGUACCGCUACCAGCUGGAGCAGCCGCAGCAGCAGCCGCACCCCGGCUACCACCAGCCGUACCACGCCGUCGAGCACCAGGCCUACCACAAGCUCGGACACGCCUCCGCCGCCGACACCCAGGCGUACCAGCUCCGGGCGUCGCCGUCGUUGGAGCACCAAGCGUACCACCACAAGCUCGGGAGGUCGUCGCCGGCGCUGGACCACCGCCAGGGCUACCACCACCAGCUGGAGCAGAGUUACCACCUGCUGAGCCGCAGGUCGCCGUCGCCGUCGCCGCCGCCGCCCUGCUACCACCAGGCCUACCACCACAAGCUGGGCCGCGCGUCGCCGUCUCUCGACCAGGGCUACCACACCCUCGUCUCCCCCAGCCCGGGGCCCUCCACGCCGGGGCCCUGGGUAGAGCCUGCCAGCAAGACGAAGGCGUCGUCGUCGUCGUCGUCGUGCCGCAACCCGUGGGAGCGGCUGCCGGACGAGGCGGUGGUGCGCAUCUUCUCGUGGCUGGACGCGGUCGAGCUGAGCGCGUGCGCGCGCGUCUGCCGCCGCUUCAACGUGCUCGCGUGGCAGCCGCAGCUGUGGCGCGUCGUGCGCCUGCGCGGAGACCGCGUCUGCGCCGACAAGGCGCUGCGGGCAGUCCUCCGCAGGCUGGGCGUGCACGCGGCGGUGGAGCGGCUGCUGGUGAGCGACGGGGCGCGCGCCACGGACCGCGGCGUGGUGCUGGCGGCGCGCCGCUGCCCGCUGCUGACGCACCUCCAGCUAGCCGGCUGCGGCGCCAGCGUCUCCACCGGCGCCGUCGCCGAGGUCGCCACCCGCUGCGCCAACCUGCAGCACCUCGACCUCACCGGUGAGUCCGCCCCGCCACACUAG